CUUCAGUCACAUCGACACUCUGGAUUAUUCGAGACUCGUCACAGAGGCUCCUUCCUCGGGCGACACAGCGGGGGUUAUCUGCCCGUAUAAACAAUGAAAAUGUCAGCGGAGGAGAUUUGCCAGGUUCUCAAAGAGGGAGAGCUGGAGAAGAGGAGCGACAACCUGCUCCAGUUUUGGAAGAGGAAGACGUGCGUCCUGACCACGGACAGCCUCAACAUUUACGCGGACACGCAGAAGCGCUCCAAGGGCAAAGAGCUGAAGCUGCAGUCCAUCAAGAAGGUGGACUGCGUGGAGCGCACCGGCAAGUUCGUCUACUUCACCAUCGUCACCACAGACAAUAAGGAAAUCGACUUCCGGUGCACCGGAGAGGAGAACUGCUGGAACGCGGUGAUCACGAUGGCUCUGAUUGAUUACCAGAACAGAAAGGCCAUCCAGGACUUUAAAACGCGGCAGGACAACGAGAGCGCGUCGCCCGGUCAGCAGGAGAGACGCAUGGCGAGAGCGCCCUGAGCCGCUGCUGGACUCGGUCACAUGCCAACUCCUAAUAUGGUGAGAGGGCCACCGUGACUUCGAGCUGACAUUACAUAUAUGUAUAUAUAUAUAUAUGUGUGUGUAAUAUUGAACACUGACUGAACAAGAACAGCGUGGGACAAUCCAAGGUUAAUCACUGUCUCUGCCAGUGUCAACGAGGACCAGAAAGAAAGUAAUACACGGACCGUGGACGUGGAAUCACGGUUCAGAGAUGAAGGACUGUCCCGAACUGAGCUCUCACAGAGAGGACGAAUGGACAGGCAGAUGGACGGAGAGUUUUCACACACAGGACUGAAGCCUAAAACUAUUUCAAGUUUUACUCUCUUUGUGGGAGAAGUGACUCCUUAAAAUACUACGGUGGUAAUUUAUUUGUUUCCAGGAUAUUGUGUUACUGUUACUGGCAAACAGCAUGUGUUGUUUAAAUUAUUUUCAUGUUCAAUGUGAUAAUGUGUGUCCUUGUAUUUAUAUAAUAAAUAUUCAUACCUUUUUGAAAUAACUCC
Cynoglossus semilaevis (tongue sole) is the source of this 1031-nucleotide messenger RNA. RefSeq names its product pleckstrin homology-like domain, family A, member 2 (gene phlda2). NCBI's taxonomy places the organism in Eukaryota, Metazoa, Chordata, Actinopteri, Pleuronectiformes, Cynoglossidae. The record is from RefSeq and is a predicted model, not a curated record. The coding region runs from base 94 to 510 and encodes 138 amino acids. Gene Ontology annotation, biological process: positive regulation of apoptotic process. The transcript has a single exon. Gene Ontology annotation, molecular function: phosphatidylinositol phosphate binding.